GGUGAUACUCGGCGCUUAGUAGCGAUUCUACGCCGUUGCGGUGCGCGUGUGUGCGUAUGCUCGUGAACCGGCCGUUCUAUUUCGACGACAUGGUUUGAAUUGAGAUUUUAUUUGGGCGACAUUGUUGCGGGUCUUGGCCAGAGCGAUCGCAGUUAUGCGCGUAUCGAAACUAUGUUUAUGAAGCCGUUUAUCUCUCUGAUCGUUGGUGUUUGUUUGCUCGCCGGCCAUUCGGCGCGAUGUUACCAAGAAAAUCACAGACGUCCCGAUUGCGGAAAUGUCCAUCUGACCGUCUCGCCAACUAGAGACACCAACCUGGAACUGAACUGGAUAUCGGACUGUGAAGACGAUUCGGCACCAGAGUUCAUCGUGUUUUCCAGGAAACACCUGAGAGACACGGACGAAAACUCUAUCAUACUUAAACUUAAAGCCGCCGAUUACCCUCGAGGCUAUUACAAAACUUCGACGAGUUACGGGCAUCCCUGGCUUCCCGGUAACUGGGAGUAUUCGGAAACUACUAACAGGAAGGACAUGGGACCGUAUUGCUUGCCCUACUGGAUAACGUCGGUGAGAGGGGAACGGAUCAUCGAUGAAAAUUGCUUGGCUAUCCAACCUACUUGGAUGUACGAUAACAGGCAAACCUUGGGCAGCCAGAAGAUAGGCUCCAUAUUUAUACCGGGCACCCAUAAUUCGGGAUCGUACGACGGUAUACCGGCCUUUCUCGAAGGUUAUGUGCUCAAUCAAGACAGGGACGUCUGGACCCAGCUGGUGCACGGCAUCAGAUAUUUGGAUUUCAGGGUUGGAUUCUACCAUCGCGAAGGCUUCUUCAUAAACCACGACCAAGUGAAGGUGAUCAAUGUCGAGACGGUCCUGGACCAAAUCAAAAAGUUCGUCGAACUCGCGCCGUCCGAAGUCGUGGUGGUCGAUUUCCACCGGUUCCCCUAUCCGAGCAACUUCACGGCGGAAAUGCACAGGAAAUUCACGGACUUGGUAUACCGGUACCUGGGCGAUCACGCCCUAUCACCGUCGGGUCUCCAGGUGGGCAAAGGACCCACCCUCAACGAAAUCUGGGCCCAGAACAAAAGCGUAAUCAUCUGCUACUCGGACAGGAACACAGUCAGAGAAACGUUUUGGUUGUGGCAGCCGCUGCAGCAGUUUUGGGGAGACACCAAUAGCGUGUCCUCCUUGAAGGGGUUCCUCACGAGGUCUAUUAAGCAGCACCGCACCACCAUCAACCCGAUGUGGGCCCUGAUGGCAGAACUCACGCCGCAACCGCUGGAUUUCAUCCUCAGAAUUAACAACCUACGGAACCUCGCACAGAAGGUGAACAGGGAGGUGACCAAGUGGUUCAGGGAAGAGUGGUUCUACGACGCGAACGUCGUGGCCACCGAUUACUUCCUGAGCAACGACUUGAUCGCGGUAGCGAUAGACGCCAACUCGAGGAAAUAAUGGCGUACCUCAGAACAGCGUAGUAGUUUAAUUUUAAUAAAGAAAUUGAAACUGAAACGGGUGC
Messenger RNA from Cylas formicarius (sweet potato weevil), 1510 nucleotides. RefSeq lists its product as uncharacterized. Gene Ontology annotation, molecular function: phosphoric diester hydrolase activity. The record is from RefSeq and is a predicted model, not a curated record. NCBI's taxonomy places the organism in Eukaryota, Metazoa, Arthropoda, Insecta, Coleoptera, Brentidae. Gene Ontology annotation, biological process: lipid metabolic process. The transcript is spliced from 6 exons. The coding region runs from base 172 to 1446 and encodes 424 amino acids.